UUAAAUGGUGAGUGUUGGAUUUGUUAUGGUGCCGUUUCUGUUGGAGAAGCUCUGCGCUAUCUGAGCCCUCUAACCCGGUUAAACUGAUCAUGUCGAGCCGAGCGCUGCGGAGACUGAAGGGGAAACAGCGUGGACAGGAGGAUCUCAGUAUCGGAGAUUUAAACCUGGACCAUUAUGAAGAGAAGGGUGAAGAAUUGGAGGAGGAGGAACAGCAGGAGGUUUUACAGCCACCAGCUAAAAGCAACAACCGCAAAUCCAACAAGAGCAAAAGUCAGAAAAACAUCAGUAACAUUUUUGAACUGAUCGGUGAAGCUGCUGAUAAUGAUGGGGACAAAACUCAGAGUGACGAGGAGGGUGUUCAGGCACCAAAAAUCCAAGACAAGACUGAUUCUGAGAAGACAAACAAAAAAAAGAAAAAGAAGAAAAAGAAAAAACAGGUUACCGCUGAAGACGCACAGGAGGAGCCAGGCAGUAGAGAUGAUAUAGAUGCAUUGUUGGAGACCAUAGAGAAUGCUAAUGGUCUGUCUAUCCAGAGUGAGAUGGGGGGAGUUUCAGGACACAGACCUGUGCUUUACAUAGAACACAGAAAUCUUAAUCCUGAGACUGAACUGAAGAGAUAUUUUGGCACUCGGGCUGUGCUGGGAGACCAGAGGCCCAGACAAAGACAGAGGCAGUUCCUCCGCAGCACAUGGAUGACUAUGCCUAAAGACACUUGGCCUCGUUUUAGCCGACCAGGUAUCUCUAUGAACCUACUGGAGUCAAAAGAUGGCUUUCAUUUCUUCACAUUUGAGCACAGUCGUGAUUACCAGCAAGUCCAGUUCAAGUUCUUUGAUGCUGUGGAGUCCAUGGAUCCUAAUAACAUUGUGGCUUUGCUACAGCUUAAUCCUUAUCACAUCGACUCUCUGCUCCAACUCUCCGAUGUUUGUCGCAUUCAAGAGGACCAGGAGACUGCAAGGGACCUAAUUGAGAGGGCUCUGUACAGCUUUGAAUGUGCAUUUCACCCCGUGUUCAGUCUGACCUCAGGUACUAGCAGGUUGGACUACCGGAGACCAGAGAACAGGGCCUUUUAUCUGGCUGUUUACAAACACAUGAUGUUUCUGGAGAAAAGAGGCUGUCCACGUACUGCUCUGGAGUACUGCAAACUCAUCUUAAGUCUGGAUCCAGAUAAUGAUCCUCUCUGCAUGCUUCUGCUGAUUGAUUACCUGUGUCACCGCAGUCGGGAGUACACUUUCCUCAUCCGACUCUGUGAUGAGUGGGAGGGUCAUCGGAACCUCUCCCAAAUGCCUAACUUUGCCUUCUCGUUAGCACUAGCAUGCUAUCACAUAAGUCAGCAGGAAGAGACUCCACCUGAGGAGAGCCAACGCAUGAAGCUUAGAUCUGAUAAACUGCUACAGGAUGCUCUCAUUAUGUUCCCUGGUGUGUUGAUGCCUUUGUUGGACCAAUGUUCUGUCCAGCCUGAUGCUGCUGUGUCUUCCCAUGCAUUUUUUGGUCCCAGGAGUCGUUUGGGACAACCCCAGGCUCUGUCCGAGCUGGAAGGGCUGUACGUGGGCCGCACUCACAGUCUGUGGAAGGAAGCAGGAGUGAUGCUGUGGAUGGAGGGAAACGUACAGGAGGUGUUGAGAAAGGUUGAUGCAAUGGACCCAUUCGUGGAGGACUGCCAGAACAAGAGGAAACAGCGGUACCAAAGGGCUCCCAGAAACAUUCACAGACACGUUCUUUUAUCUGAGAUUAAGGAGGCCACAUCUAACCUGCCUUUGGAAGUGACCACACAGCCAGUAAUGAGUUAUGAUCCACUUCCUCCUCUGGAUUCUGUAGCUUCCUACACCAGGCCAGAAAGGCAGAAUGCAAGGGCCUCAAAUGAAAGCACAUUGUCACUGUUGUUCCGCUCUCUGCUGCCAAACUUCAACCUGCAGGGUGAACAGAGACCUGAGGAUGACCAGGAAGUAGCACGUGCAGGCCGGGAGCUGAACCAAGAGGUGAAUCGACUCAUGGUGGCCAUGAGGGACAUGCUGGCUAACAUCCAGUUUCAGGAGCCGCAGAGGGAGGACAACCCGGACAGAGAUGAGGAGGAAUGGGAUUGAGACGGGAAUAAAACAGGAGAGGGAACAUUGAAUCAAGUGACUCUGUGGCAGAAUUAGAGUGGCAUGAAUAUUAGAUAGAUUUUAUCAGAGGUGAGUUGAGAUUUAAAAAAAUGUAAUUUACUGACUGUAAUUCUUUUGUCUCCUGCUGAAAGUAAACCAAAUGUUCUCUAACAGUUUAA
This is a messenger RNA of Trichomycterus rosablanca, 2260 nucleotides long. It is a transcript of the gene tcf25, whose product is annotated as transcription factor 25 (basic helix-loop-helix). Lineage: Eukaryota; Metazoa; Chordata; Actinopteri; Siluriformes; Trichomycteridae. Gene Ontology annotation, molecular function: protein binding. The transcript is spliced from 18 exons. Bases 90 to 2081 code for a protein of 663 amino acids. Gene Ontology annotation, cellular component: RQC complex. The record is from RefSeq and is a predicted model, not a curated record.